GGCCGCCGCCAUGGGGCAGGAUUACUACGCGGUGCUGGAGCUGACCCGCAGCGCCAAGGAUGCCGACAUCAAGAAGGCCUAUCGAAAACUCGCAUUGAAAAACCACCCUCACAAAAACAAGGAGUCAUGGGCGGCGGAGAAAUUCAAGCAGCUCGCGGAAGCCUACGACGUCCUGAGUGACCCAUUGAAGAAGGGCAUUUAUGACAAAUUUGGAGAAGAAGGCCUUAAAGGAGGCAUCCCGUUGGAAUUUGGGAAAGACACCCCCUGGACGGAAGGCUAUGUGUUCCAUGGGAACCCUGACAAGGUUUUCCGGGAGUUCUUUGGAGGAGACAACCCCUUCAAUGAGUUCUAUACCAGCGAAGGGGCCGAAGUCAACAUGGCCUUUGGGGGCCUUCGAGGGAGGGGAGUGAAGAAGCAGGACCCUCCGAUCGAGCGGGACCUCUACCUUUCCCUGGAAGACCUGUUCUACGGAUGUACCAAAAAAAUUAAGAUUUCCCGCAGGGUGAUGAACGAAGACGGCCACGCGUCCACCAUUAAAGAUAAGAUCCUGACCAUCAAAGUGCAGCCCGGGUGGAAACAGGGGACCAGGAUUACCUUUCAGCGGGAAGGAGACCAGGGCCCAAACAUCAUUCCAGCUGACAUCAUCUUCAUCGUAAAGGAGAAGAUCCACCCCAGAUUCAAGAGGGAGGACGACAACCUGAUCUACGUGGCCAGCAUCCCCCUCGGCAAGGCUCUGGUCGGCUGCACCGUGGACGUGAGGACGCUGGACGAGAGACUGCUGAAUAUCCCCAUCAACGACAUUGUCCACUCCAAGUACUUCAAGGUCGUGCCGGGCGAAGGAAUGCCACUCCCCAAGGACCCCACCCGCAAGGGGGACCUCAUCAUGUAUUUCGACAUCGUCUUUCCGGCCCGGCUUACCCCAGCUAAGAAGCAGCUCCUGCGGGAAGCCCUCUUGUCCUGAGACGGGCUUGCCCGGCCUCUGCCCGCUGCCAAGGGGCUGACCCAGAAGCCAAGCUUCCCACACACCCUUUUACCUCGGUUUUGUAUUCUCAAAAGCAGCAGCAGCAGAUUAGCAGAUGUGGAACUCCGCUGGCCUGUGUGCGAGUUGGCAGGAGUCACUGUCCUUAGGAAAGCCACACCAGGAAGCCCUGCACCCC
Messenger RNA from Gekko japonicus, 1157 nucleotides. It is a transcript of the gene DNAJB13, whose product is annotated as DnaJ heat shock protein family (Hsp40) member B13. Bases 11 to 961 code for a protein of 316 amino acids. Gene Ontology annotation, cellular component: cytosol. The record is from RefSeq and is a predicted model, not a curated record. Gene Ontology annotation, molecular function: protein-folding chaperone binding. Lineage: Eukaryota; Metazoa; Chordata; Lepidosauria; Squamata; Gekkonidae. The transcript has 8 exons.